Phaeoacremonium minimum UCRPA7 is the source of this 1206-nucleotide messenger RNA. RefSeq lists its product as hypothetical. The record is from RefSeq and is a predicted model, not a curated record. The coding region runs from base 1 to 1206 and encodes 401 amino acids. The transcript has 3 exons. NCBI's taxonomy places the organism in Eukaryota, Fungi, Ascomycota, Sordariomycetes, Togniniales, Togniniaceae.
AUGGGACAGCCAGAGAAGAAGAGUCGCAAGAAGAUGUGGUGGAUUCUAGGCGCCAUCAUAGCCGUCAUAGUUAUCAUCGCCGCUGUUGUGGGCGGUGUCGUGGGAAGCCGGUCAUCUCGCUCCAGCUCCAAUAAGGACUCGUCCUCGUCAAAUAAUGGGGACGGAGACGGCAGCAGCGGUGGAAGCUCGGGCAACGGCACGUCGUCGUCUAAUACAACGGAGCCCCUCAAGAACAUCCGACCGAAUGCGAAGCUCGCUGUGACGGGAUACCGGAUCGACGACGGCUUCCGCAUCCGACUGUUCUUCCAAGGUCCGGAGGGCAACUUGCGCUACUCUGACUAUCUCAGCGUCAAUGAUGCCUGGUCCAACCCCAUCGAGCUGGACAAUCUCAAAGCCAUUAACGACACACCUGUGGCUAGUUCGACGUUGUUAGACGAAGACCCGCCGCAAGUGUACCUCUUUUACUCGGACAGGAACAACGAAUUGAAGGGCCAGAUCUUUCAAGAUGGUACGAGACCUGUCAAGGGUGACGCUGCGGGCAUCAACUCGUUUCCAUUAACAAUCGACGUUUCGUCACGCAUGGCCAGCUACUUCCCGUAUGUGGUAUCGCAAGACGCAAACACCGGUACCAUUCGGUGGAUCGAGUGGCAUGGAUUCAACGAUUGGUCAAACUCAACAUUCGACGGCGUGAAAGGUACUGCCGGCACUGGCCUGGCUUUAAUCCCCGCAGCGGUGAAGUACCUCGACGGCGGCGCAUUCGUCUACCGCAACGAGGAAGGCAAGAUGUCAAUCUUCCUCGCCAGCCAGGACGGUGACGUGCCCAGCACUUGGGCGUGGUCCUACGGAGCAGAGCUCGCGGCCGCGAUCCCAAAAGAAUCUGCCAUCGGCGCAUUCGUCUACGGACGCGAGGCAGACCUCAUCAACACCUACACGCUGUACCAGGACAGGAGCGGGACGCUGCAGGUGAUCUGGCAGAACGACACCAGCUCUGGCUGGCAGGGCCCGAAGACCUACGAUGCGCUCGCGGGUGCUGAUAAUGGCACCGACAUUACGUGUGUCACGCAGACAGCCUGGGAUGAGCAGGGCGUCAACAUCAGCUCCACGACGGACAUGAACAGGUGCUACUUCCAGAGCGAGGGCAAGGUGAAGGAGGUGAGGUUCGACGGGCUCAAUUGGCUAGAUCUAGGAUUCUUGCCUAUUACCUAA